GGUGAGGACAUGUGUAGCAACAUUGUUUCAACUCCUUGCUGAAACCAGUGCACUAUGACAGUAAAUAACAGAGUUCUUCAUAACAUGUCGCAUGUUGUAGAGGGGACAUGACGUCGAUUCGUAAAUAAUGUCUGAAGCUGCUUUCGAGGAAGUUUCCGUUUUAUCGUCCAUUUAUUGCGGAGAAGGAGAGUUCCAGCUCAUCCAACAGUCUGCUCAGGAUGGGCUCAUGGUCCAGAUCAACAGCACCGUUGGAGGAGAGCGAGGGCUGGACGUGAAGCUGUUGUUCCAUUUGCACCCCCGCUACCCUUCCUGUCCCCCCGCCAUCUCUGUCUCCUCCACUUGUCUCUCUAGGACUCAGUGUCACAACAUCAGACAGAAGCUGCUGGAUCAAGCGGCAGCUUUACCUCCAGAACCGAUGGUUCAUCAGCUAGUGGAGUGGUGUCAGCAGUGUGUGGAGGUGACAGAGAACUCCAGAAGUGGUGGUGAUGAGGAGGAGGUAAGAGAUAGAGAAAAGGAGGAGGAGUGGACGGCGGUGCUGUCGUUGGACCACAUCCGAUCUCGAAAUCGCUACACCAGUCUGCUGGAGCGCUGGACCCAGCAGCUGCAGCUAAGUGGCAGGUUACUACUGGGACGGAGUAUACUGGUUAUUCUGCAGGGAGCCAGACCCAACAUCAAGGAGUUUUGUCGCCUUUUGAGGACGGUGAAGGUGGAUGUUGAUUCUUCAGGCAAGAAAUGCAAAGAGAGGAUGAUGAAAGUUCUAACUGAAAGCCCCACGUCUUCCUCCGGUGGACAUAGCCUCCGGGGUUUUGUAGUGAAGAACUACGAGUCGCUCCCAGAGCUGACCGCAGCCUUCCAGGAAAUCAACAUGACUGAGCUUUACCAGCAGAUACGGCCAUCAUUAAGUGACUGACAGCACACAGCCUUUUUCUGUAGAAACAGGUGCAAACAAGAGGUUAUUGAAUUUGAAAUAAAAAAUGAAAGCCUCCUCCUGAUACCCCCCAACAUAACACUGUAACUGUGCUGUAGCAUCGGCUCAACAACAGACACAGUGAAAAAUAUUGGUUUCAUAAUUGCUGAGGUGUAUUUUGACACUUGAUUUAAUUCUCAUUGAUGGACUGAUUCAUCAAUCAGAUACAGACUAGAUCAAAGGAGAAUAUUUGACCAUAUCAACAAAGCUGUAUUUUGUGCCAACUGUAGUAGAACAUUUCAUGAAUCAGCAUCUUUUUGGCCUCACUGGUUCCUCUACUGGUUACACAUUCUUGAGGCAGGUUAAGCGAUGAUACAGUAAAGUAAGAAAGUAUUCUAAGUAAUUUAUACUGCAUGAAGUGAACACAUACAAGUUUUGUAUUUUUAUAUGUAUUAUUCAUCAUUGUAUUUAUAUUUGAUACCAGGGAAACAUGGGGGCUAGCAGAUUUUAACAGGUUAUCUUGUGCAAUCCGUUUCACUCAUGGCAUUAAAGAAUAGCAGUAAAAUCUUAAUAUCAAUUCUAAACCUCACAGGUGACCAGUGAAGGGAAGCAAGUUCAAGUAUUUAUUCUUGUAUUGUACUCUUCUAUUUUUGUCAUGAUACAAUACAGGAUGCACAGAAAAUAAAUAGAUAUUAACACAUAUUUAAAUUAGAAUGCAAUAUGAUCAAUGAAAUAGGCAAAGGGUGAACAGGCUGUGGAUGGAGUGGCUGUGGUCGCUUCUCUUAGCACGUGUUAAAAGCCUGGCAACAGUGUUCUGUAUAAGCUGCAGUCUUUGGAUGUUCAACCUGCUUAGACCUGAACAAGGUGCAUCGCAAUAGUCUGGGGGAGAUAAAAGCAUGGAGUACCUUUUCUAGGAGAGGAAUGACCAGAACUUGGUUAAAUGUGCUAUUCGGAUAAAGCAAGACUGCACAACUUAAGUUACCAGUGCAUCAAAAGACAACUUAGUUGAAAUAUUAACUCUUUCUGUAUCUCUCACUCUCUUACUUGCUCUUUGAGCCAGGGAGAGGAGUAAUUUUGUAUUUGACAGCUACAGAAUCUCAAAAAUGAUCAGUGCGAGGGGCACAUUCAUCAGGAUUCAUCCAAUGAAUUUUUAAAGAAAUCUAUAUGGUUGGCCAUGAUAAAAUCCUGUCAAAAGAUUUCCAAAGAAGAAAUCUUACAUUAAUUUAACAAACAAGAGCACUUUCAACAGCAGGGAUGAAAUAAAUGGUUUUGACUAUGAUGGUAUUGUUUGGACUGUUUGAGUAGACUGUAAAUAGACUUUCAAUAAUUCAAACAGUAAUUUAGUGGGGAAUACAAACCAGCACCAGCAGGACCGACACCGUCUGGGACAGGGCUAUGAAGUGCCAGGCCAGAAUGCAGUGCAGGCUCAUGCUAAUGCAAUUAGGAAUACGCGGUGAAAAACAAACGCACCUGCUAACACUCAAAGCGCUUGUUGAGCACAAAUGAUCGAUCUUAUAGGACGCCCUACUGGGGUAAUAGUACGUAAAAUUGUACUUAAAAUAAAUAAACAAACACAGGGGAGUGGGGAAUAUUCCGAUAACUCUAAAUUUACGAUUAUUAAUUUUAAGAGAAAAAAUCUUGUAUACUCUGAUAUUAGAGUGGGAAAUUUCUGAGUGUUAAUUUGAGAAAUUAGGAAGUGAUACAUUUAUGAUAAAAAAAACUUUAAGGACAAUACAAGUGAAAUGGGUUUCAAUUUUUUUUUUUUAUAAGAAAUAAAAUAUUCUAAGGUUUGGCAGCU
This is a messenger RNA of Anoplopoma fimbria (sablefish), 2705 nucleotides long. RefSeq names its product RWD domain containing 3 (gene rwdd3). Gene Ontology annotation, molecular function: protein binding. Bases 128 to 910 code for a protein of 260 amino acids. The transcript has 5 exons. Gene Ontology annotation, biological process: positive regulation of hypoxia-inducible factor-1alpha signaling pathway; positive regulation of protein sumoylation. Lineage: Eukaryota; Metazoa; Chordata; Actinopteri; Perciformes; Anoplopomatidae. The record is from RefSeq and is a predicted model, not a curated record.